CAGCUGUGAAAUUAUUGAAGCUGAGAAUUGCUCAUCAACUUCCUUCCUUAACCUGAAUGCUUCUUAGCACUUGGUUCUGUUAUUUCAGCCUGCUUGAACUUUGCCAAGUUUUAGAAUGUGACAUCAUUUGAUCCCACUUGAACUGAAUCUAUUCAUACAUUCUUUCUCUGUUCUACAUUUUGUUCCUUUGGAUACACUCUGUAGAGAUGUGAAAGAGGUGUUUCGCAUAAUGUUAGAAGAGUCAACCAAUCACAAUGCCCAUUACUCAGGAGAAUGCUAUGUUCUAUCGUGCCCUUCUCCAUCAGUGGCUAAGGGACAACCUAAAAAUGGAAGCCAAUGGACCAGAGAAGACUUUGUAUCUAUCUGCCAUUCAGAAACUAACAGAAUACAUUCAAUUCAACUUUGUAUUAGAUGAGACGUUGUUGGAUCACAAGCAGAGCAUGAUGGAUAUGGAAAUCUGCACAGUUCAUCUAACCAAGGAUGAAAACAGCGAUGAGGUUCUUGGCCUUAGUUUUGGCAAUAUUCCUAUUUUUGGACACUGUGGUGAAAAACGUAGGGGAGGUAAAAAGAGGAAAGUACAAAAUGGACCAGUGCUUGAUGUUGGGUGUAUCUGGAUAACGGACUUGAAAAAACAGAGUCCGGCAGCAAGGUGUGGGAAGAUGAAGCUACGAGAUGAAGUCCUAUCAUUGAAUGGCCAGCUCAUGGUUGGUGUUGAUGUCUGUGGUGCCAGUUACCUGGCCGAGCAGUGCUGGAAUGGCGGAUUUAUCUACCUGAUCAUGUUGCGCCGGAUUAAACGCAAAGCUCCUCUUCCUCCGUCUAAUGGCAGCCACAGCAACACUUGUGAACCCAAAGCAAGUUCUACCUCACAGCAAACUGUUCGAGCCACACAAAAUGGAAAGAGGACUAGGAAAUUUGGGGUCAUCUCAAGGACUCCAGCUAAGGAAAGCACAGAAACUAAGGGCGGCCAGGAUCCAGUUCACGAAAAUGGACAUCAGACCCUUAUGGAUGUUGAUAGCACUCAUUCCUGUGAUGAAGCUGUUGGAGGGGAUGAGACAUCAAUUCCACAAUCUUCCCAAGAUGAAGAAGAACUCCAUAGGCACCACUUUACAAUGGCUGGAAGAACUAUAUCAAAACCAUGUGACAGUACCACAGAGCGGGAAGGCUGCUGCAUAUGGAAGAUGCAUAUGUUAAAGGGAGCAAAUGGCCUGGGAAUACAGAUUACUGGAGGCCGAGGUUCCAAGAGGUCCCCUCAUGGGAUAGUUGUGGCUCACGUAGAAGAAGGUGGAUGUGCUGACAGGGAUGGCAGAUUAAAGGCAGGUGAUGAGUUACUGAUGAUAAAUGGCCAGUCAUUGGUUGGAAUCUCUCACCAAGAAGCUGUGGCCAUUCUCCGGGCAACUGUUGGCCUUGUUCAGCUUGUAGUUGCCAGCAGGGAUGGCACCGAGGUUGACUUCUGCAAAUACCCAUCUACAAGUCUACCGGAUCUCGUCAGUGCCUGUGCGGCUCAGGAUGGCUGUCCUACUGACAACAAAGAAAAUGAAGAGCCAGACGGGGAUGACAAAGAAUGCAAUGGGAUGCCAUCAGUACCGACAGCUGUGACCGAAACAGACAAAUUGCAAGAAAAGACAUCUCCAGAAGAAAGCAGGAGUGUUUGUCGGAGUCCCACAUUAGGCAACUGUCUUCUUAAAUAUAGAAGUCGAUCUCAAGGUAGUGGUAGUCGUCUGCAGUCUGUUGGCGAAGAUGAUGAGCUGGCUGUGGGGAAUGGAGAUUCCUAUCUAGAUAAAGGAGAUAAAUAUUGCCGUGGGGGGCGAAAACAUUCCCUACCACAACAGCUGGACUCAGUGGGAUCCAGACAGGAAUAUCACAUUAUGAAGAAAACCACCAGAUCUUUAAGCACGGCGCAGGUGGAGUCCCCAUGGAGAUUAGCUCAGCCGUCUAUUAUCUCCAACAUCGUUUUGAUGAAAGGACAAGGAAAGGGCCUGGGGUUCAGCAUUGUUGGUGGACAGGAUUCUGCCAGAGGACGAAUGGGAAUCUUUGUAAAAACUAUUUUCCCAAAUGGAGCUGCUGCUGGUGAUGGGAGACUGAAAGAAGGGGACGAAAUCCUAGAGGUUAAUGGAGAAUCAUUACUAGGCCUGACACACCAAGAGGCGAUUCACACGUUCAAGCAACUUAAAAAAGGAGUAGUGACCCUGACUGUGCGCACUAGGCUCCGUAGCCCCAGCCUCACACCAUGUCCUACCCCUACGUUAAUGAGUCGAUCCAGCUCCCCAAAUUCCAAUAUAAGCCUUGGAACAUCUGUGCCCGGCACUGAAGACGGUGAUUCUGCCUCCCUGUGUCGUAAAGGGCCCGGUCCUAAGGACAGGAUAAUUAUGGAAGUAACACUAAAUAAAGAGCCAGCUGUCGGUUUAGGUAUUGGGGCCUGCUGCCUUACUUUGGAAAAUAGCUCUCCUGGAAUUUACAUCCACAGUCUCGCUCCAGGAUCCGUGGCCAAGAUGGACGGCAGAUUGAGUCGAGGAGACCAAAUUCUGGAGGCUGAAUCAGUGAGUCUUCGCCAUGCAGCACUGAGUGAGGCAUAUGCCAUUCUAAGUGAAUGUGGUCCUGGUCCUGUGAGCCUAAUCAUUAGUCGUCACCCAAAUCCAAAGGUAUCAGAGCAGGAAAUGGAUGAGGCCAUCUCUCGUACAACUCAUCGGGAAAGCAAAGAUUCUGGGUCAUCUCACAUCAUGGGGCUCCAUUCAAAAAGUCCGUCUCAUACUGUGAAGCCAAAACAAGGAGAAGGGUCAGCGUCACUCAGCUGGACAAUGAAACGGUUUCUGGAACCUGCAAGUCGGCAAGGAUCUGUGACUUCCGAAACGGAGCUCUCUCAAUACUUCCCGCAGGAUGUCCCCAGUGGCCCGUUCUGUGAGACCGCGAUCACUGGCUGUAGUGAUGAGGAGCAGCUGCUGCUGAGAAGUGCUAGCAACCCUCUUGAUGACAAUGGACCUCUUUUGAGCGCUGCAAAAGAAAAUGGAAGUAAAGGUGGGAAUGGGACAUUAGCCUUCCAGAAAAACAGGAAUGUUCCCAGCCCAUGUAAUAAGCUUAACAUUGCCACCAGACAACCUAGUCUUAAUGGGAGCCCACAAUUGUUACGCAGUCCUCUCCUACGCCAGGGACGUAUCCAAUGCUAUGAAGAUGAUGAUGCCAGUGAUGAUGAUGACUUCAAAAAUGAUGAAAAGCCCUUCAACGGGAGUAAAAAGAAACAUGCGGAUCAGGACUCUGGGAUUGUUAUGACCACACCUUCUUUGGAUGCUGACGAAGAAAUCCAAUACAGUGAGCAGACUAAAAACAGUAUUGGGGAGUCCACAAUUUCACUUCUAGGGAGCUCAGUGGAGUCUGAAGAUAGCCCUUUGGAGCAAAUGGUGGAUUCUCCAUUUUUUUCAAUGAAAUCUUUUGAAUACUCCGGAACGACUGAGGUACGUCCAAGUACUUUGGGAAUUAUGGAACCUCUGGAAGGACAGACUGAAAGCAAGAGGUCCCCUAAGCUAGAGCAUAAGGCAGUCACACGGGUGAAGAGUAUGAUGAGCACUGAAAGUCCUAAUUCCCCAAAAUUGAAGAAUGAGGAGAGUAAAUCCACUGUAAAGCAGGUGGAGGCUAUUUCACAUGCUAGAAAACUUGAAGAUACAGAGAAUGCAGUGAUGUGGAACACUGAGACCGUACAAUUGCUCUGCAGUGAAUAUGAAUCUGUGGGUCUGGAUCUGGAAAUCAAAGAAUCUCCCUUAAGCGUUACGAUAACUGGUUUACGACCAGGAAGAAACGCAGGCAAAGAAUCCAUGGGAAAGUUGAGUGCCGGAGAUGAGAUUAUAUCGAUUAAUGGUGUCCAAGUGAGCAGAAUGUCCUAUCAGGAAACAUGCGAUUUUGUCCAGUCUUUACCAUCAUCUGUAACAUUGGAAGUUCGGAAACCAGUUUCAGCUGUUGAGAGAUUGUCACAUAAAAUGGCUUCUGGGACUGACUCUCAAAGAAUUUGUGAACAAGGCAAUUCUCCUGUACUAAGAAUUGAACACAGUAUUCAAAACAAAAUGAACAAUGAUGUGGUUGAUGAUUUUCCGAUGUUUGAUUCAACAGUAACAUCUGUUGGUGCCAAAGAAGAUCACAUAGAAACUCACCUUGCUGACCAUUGUUUGGGUCCGGGUGACUGUGAUGGAAAUCUAGUUACAAACAUUGAUGAUAUUAUUAAUGGUGAUAAUUAUUGCAAUGAACCUGUUAACACUGUGAAGUAUAACCAGCCUGAGGACAUAGAUGCCACCAUAGUAACCCAGCAAGUCCCUUCUCUAGAACUGAAAUGUGAUGCAGUUCCGAAUGAAAGCAGUUGUAACAUUGCUACAAACGUCAUUGACGACAAAGAUCAUACUGAGAAAAUUGGUGGGUUUUCUGUUUUGGAUUCAGUUCCAAUGGAAAAGAAAUUUGCUGUCAACAAAAACAACUUGGGUAAUUAUUGUCGAAAUUUCAGCAGCAUGUUAGAAGAGGACUUCUCUUUGUCUGAGCAGAUUGGGAGUAGCUCAAUUGACCUGCCCAGUUCUAUGUAUGGGGCUGCAGAGGAUUCCGAUACUGAAUCCUUACUGGACAUCCCUUCCGAUUCCACAAGUGACAUGAUCUCCUCUCUCCAAAACCAUUCUUGCGUUUCUGAAACACAAGGCACCACCACAGAUUCUGAGGAAGAGCAAAUUGAAAUAUGUUGCAGUAAAAGAAAUGAUGAUGCUGGGAUGCAGGAUAGUAUGAGCUUCUUUUAUCAAUCACUAACAUUUCCAGGUGAAUCUAAGGAAUUCAAACGGCAACCAGUGUGUCAAGAAGUCUCAGAUUCUUCCAGUUCUUUCUCAGGGUCAGUAAAUCACAAUCCUGUUAUAGACAAGGCAAACAUUGCUCAGUCAAAAGUUUCUCAAAUGGUACUAAAACAUGAUUCUCAGGAAAGACUAGAAGUAAUCAGCAAUGAGAAGAGUGCCUUAAAAACAAAAGAUUGUGUGGAACAUGAAGAAAAGGAUUGUGUUAACAGAGAUUCUAACAGUACAACGGUGCCUUUUUGCAAGGAUACAGUGAAUAUAAUCUCAAUAAAAACUUUAUGUGUUGAAUCAAAAGACACUGUAGCGCAAAGUGAUUGUGGAGGCCAAAGAAUGAUACCUUCCUCUGGUUACUUAAGUUUGAAUGAAAAUGAAAAACAUGACAAUACGAGGGGUGUAGCAGUAGAUACUUGUUCUCAGGAAUCUCCCAGUGCCAUAACAACAACUACUAGUAAAACGUGCCAUUUGAAAACAUCUAAUGAUAAAUUCAUGCAUAGUAAAACAGACACAAAAACACUAAAAUCCUCAGCAAUAAAGAGCUCUGUUGUAGAUAGACAUAAGGUAAAUGGGCCUGUAUCAAAACUGAAUGCUGAAAACAAGAGGUGUUUAGGUAACAACAUUGAGUUGUUGAGCACUCAGGUAUCUAAAGCGGGGCCAAAGUUGAAAGGUCUUACUAUCAAAAGUAAAAUCAGGGCAAACUCUGAUGUGGCUAAAACUUGCUCUGGUAAAAACGAAGGCCAUGACAUCUGGAAGUCAUCCCCACAGUCCUCUCCUAAACUACUACCCAAGAGGGCCUCUAUGGCAGAGAUGUCUCCAGCCAGAGAAUUGAGCAGCAGGAGCUCUGGUGUUCCAAAGUCUCAAGAGUAUGAUUCAAAACACAAAACAGUAUUACCUUUCCCUAAACUCGAAGACCCUUCAAACGCCUGUGCAAACCAGAGUACAAGUGGGACUGCCAUCAGUUGUAUCAAUGGUAAAUGUAGCCAAGAAUCCAGUGGUAUAACUUCCUUAUCUCAAAGUGAAUAUAAAAGUGACUAUGGAGUAAUUGAAAAAAAUUCAAGGGUGGAUCUGGCUAAAUGUAUAGAAAGUAAAGUAACAUCUACAAAACCAGGGCAUGGAGUGGGAAAUAACCAGUGUCCUAACCAAACAAGAAGUAAUGCCAAAGGCAACAUUUCAAAUAACUGUAGCAAGUUAACUGGGGAAGUGAUUACAUCACACAACGGAUUGCAUCCAACUAACACUCUCAAAGUCCAUGAAGACCCAUUAGACAGCCAUGAAAAUAAACGUACAUCUAUGGAAGUUAAAUUGUCUCCUUCUUCAUCUCCUUCACACCAUUCCUCUUUAAAACAAAACUAUAGCAAGACUCAGAUCAGUGACCUUAUUCCUAAGGUCACACAAGGCACUUCUGUUUUAGAGAAGUCGGUUAUCUUAUCAAAGCCAGUGACCAGGACAUUUUCCGUACCAACCGAAUUUUCCAAUUUUAUGGAUCAGGAAAUGGCAAAAGAAAGUCUUGCUGAUGACUAUCCCACUAUGGAUGCAUUAGAUCAUAUGUUGGAUUGCAGUUUACAAGAAUCUUGGCUACAUAUUCGUAAUCCAAAUUUAAAGUCUAAAAAAGAUUUUCAAAAACCAUAUGAUGAUCAUCAAUUUGCAAGUGAAAAGAAUUACCUUAGAAGUGACACAUUAAGAUCUAUUAAAAGAAACUAUUAUUAUGAACUUCACUGGCCUCAUGAGGCCGCAUCAUCAUUGACUGUGAAGCAAAGAAUCAAAUCUUUUGAAAAUCUGGCAAAUUUUGAUAAAAGUGUAAUGAAAGUUGUUGAUAUUAAUAACUAUACGUUUUCUUCGAAGCCUCCUCUAAACAGAAGAUCUUCUAGUUCUAUUGUCCAGAGUACAAAUUCGAGUGAUACCCCUAGAAUUUUGAGGCGCAGUUUGAGUUCUUGCUGUGAGGGCCAAACUGGUGCAACCUUAGAAUCACAAAUGAGAAAAUCUCCCUCAAGCAUGGCCUUGACAUUUGCUGACAAGAUUAUUGAAGACCGCCCAAAAGAAACACUGAUAUAUGAAAAAGGUAGCAUGGAGAAAAAAGACUCUGUAGAACAAACUGUGAAAAUCAGGAAGUCUAGGCCUUCUGCAAGUCACAUACGCCCAUUUUCUUUGUCUCGUUCUAAGCUGCGAGAAUUAAGAGCCUUAAGCAUGCCCGAACUGGACAAAUUGUGUACAGAGGAUUUUUCUGGUGAAACAAAUGCCCCUCAAUAUAAAACAGAACUUGAGAUUACACCAAAAAGAACAAUCGGUACUGAAAAUGUGAACACUCAUAACAACCCUUCCAAAAGUAACCGUUCAAGUUCUAAAGAUCCUUCUGGUUCGGUACAUUUUACAGUAGAUGGUGAGAACAAAAAUGAUGGGACACUAUCAAAGAAAUCAUGGUCAGUUAGCUUGGAUCAACUAAUCGUCUCGACUAGAGACCAACAAAAGCUGCAGGCUGUUUUGACUUCUGUAACAUCCAAAUCAGAUAUCAUAACUCUGAUUCAAGAAGCGAAAACACAAGCGGAGAAGAAAGAAGAUGUCUUCUUUGUUCUACUCAAUAAGGAAGAGGGAGCUGGACUGGGAUUUAGCAUUGCCGGAGGUACAGACCUAGAGCAGAAAUCCGUAACUGUUCACAGGGUUUUUGCCAAGGCCACGGCAUCCCAGGAAGCUAUCAUUGAGAGAGGUGAUUGUGUCUUGUCCAUCAAUGGCUACUCACUACGUGGAUUGUCUCAUGGAGAUGCCCUCACUUCCCUGCACAGGACUAAGCCACACAAAGAAGCCGUCGUCGUGAUCAAAAAAGAAAGAGAUGGGGAGAGGCUGUCCCGAGUAGACAAGUCUGCCACAAGAGGAAGACAUUUAACAUCUGGCCGAGAUGUCUCUAUGGCAACAGAACCAGCCAAUGUUGAUUUAAUUGAUGCAAUUUGUGUUGAGCUUCAGAAGACGUCGGCAGGCCUUGGCUUCAGCCUAGAUGGAGGGAAGGCCUCAAUUUAUGGGGACAGACCACUGUUUAUUAAAAGACUUUUUAAAGGUGGCGCUGCUGAGCAAGCUGGGAGAAUCGAAGCUGGUGAUGAAAUCAUUGCUAUUAGUGGAAAACCUUUGAUUGGCCUAAUGCACUACGAUGCCUGGAAUAUCAUUAAAGCAGUACCCGAGGGUCCGGUUCAGUUACUGAUCAGAAAGCAUAGGACUGCUGUUUGAUAUAACUGCCCUCACUGUGCUGUUCACCCAAAACUAUUUUCUUAAACUGUUGGUGCAGUGAAUGGCUGGAAAUGUUCAUAGUCUCUCACCCAUUAGUAGGAUCUCUAAGCGACCCAUCUAGCAUUAACCAUGUUGUAUUGUGUCUGUGUGCAUUGUUUAAGUGCCGGUUUUCCCUUCAGUUCUAACAUCUGAUGACCUUUCGCUGGCUCUUUGACUCCAUUGCUACCAGAUGAUCAUUUAGAUUUGAGCUGAAUUAGUCAAGUCCUUUUUUUUAUACCAUACAGUAAGGAAGACAAAUCUUGUUUCUCGAUGCCACAAGUUUGCUAGUUACCAGGUGAUGAUAUGAAAACACACCAUCUUUUUAAACACCUGUUCUCAUUAUGUACUGGAAACAGAAAUGCAUUGUUUUUAUAUUUUGUUAUAAGCAGCUGAAUUCCCUUGUAUUCUUGACCUUGACUUAGGAUGUGUUCCUGCUCCGGAAUAUCCCCAGACAGAUGUUAUCAUUCUUUAAUCCAUUUACCUCUUCAUAAAAAUCCCAUUCCGCUUCAUUCAUUUUAAACAACUGGUAUUUAAGAUUGUUACUAUUUCUCAACCAGCCUCCAUAUCCUAAGAGCAAGUAUCCAAUCCCUACGUGCAAGGAUGGGUUAACUGAAUCCCUACAGGUGUUACAGACUACAAUUGUCACAUAGCUCAGCCAGACCAUAGGGUGGCUCAGUAUUUUGGCCAUUAUAGUCUACGUCCCUUGGAGUACAGAAGGAAGGCCACAUGCUGCAGGGAAAGUUUUAGAAAACAAAUUCAAAAUGAAAUAAAGUAUCAAAUGAAAGCUCAAAUUCCCCAGAUUUGGAUGGAUAUGGUAAUUUGCUGUACUUAACAUUUUUUUUUUUUUUUAUCUGAAGACUUUAAAUGACCAGUGUGGCUGUAUAGAAAACAACAAUGUGCAAAACACAAAGUUAAAGUGCACCCUCCAGAAACAAUACAAAUCGAUAUAAUCAAAUAAUUGAUUCUUAUAUAUGUACACAACGCAGAUGGCAAGCGAAUCUCAGCAGUGCCUAAAAAAAGAACAAUAUAAUACAUAGUGUGUACGGUAGGAUAAAAGUGAAUGAUGAAUAAUAAAUGGUUGCACUCACGAAUUCCAGAGCAGUCUCAGGCUCUGUAUAAAAAGGCUAAUGGUGAUUAUCCAUGGACCACUGUGGUAGAUCGCUUGCCAUCUGCAUUGUGUACAUAUAUAAGUAUCAAUUAUUUGAUUAUAUAUUUGUAUUGUUUCUGGAGCGUUCACCUUUACUUUGUGUUUUCCACAUUGUUGUUUUCUCUAUUUCUAUUACAUAGGUGUUGGGGAUACACCUAUUUACACCCUCCAUACACCUUAUACCUAUUAGAAGCGCCACACUUGUACCUAUCUGACAGUGUGGCAGUAUAUAUAUAAUUUUUUUCUGGCGUGUUAUUGAGGUUUGUAAUUAAUGAACUUUUAAUUUACUGAUGUUUUAAUAUCACUCUUUAAUGCCAGAAGUGGCAUUUUACAUAGGACAUUCAGAAUGAAUUCAUCGAUUACAUGAUGUAUGUGUAUAUUUUGAUUUUCUUGUGGCAGACUGUGACCAAAAUCAAGAAACCACAUGAUAAUCGUUUGUAAUUAAAUAUGUUUAUUUAUUUUACUUGCUCUUUUUUUUUUUUGCUUGUACAUUGGCCAAUGCGUUGAUUAUCUAUUGUACCAUUAUGUUUUAAGCUAAACUGAAUAUUGUAUAUAUUCAUUUCAAAGUGAUGCUGAAAAUAUUUAACCCAUUGAUUGAACAAGUAUUGAAAAUUGAACCGCCAACUUGAUGCCAAAAUGACAGAGAAAAAAAAACAUUCAGUUGUUACAUUCUGGGAGUUACAAACUUGCUGCGUCAUAUUGAUGACAUUUAAUGAGCAACUAUCACAUUCGCCAUAAAAUAUUUUGUAAUCCAACAAUUGAAAAUAACUGUGUUAAUGAGUUUGCCAGUGUUGGUCCUCAUUGAAUUGAAUGAAGACUCAGCUUGAAAUC
Molecule: messenger RNA, 10035 nt
Organism: Pelobates fuscus (common spadefoot toad)
Lineage: Eukaryota; Metazoa; Chordata; Amphibia; Anura; Pelobatidae
Gene: PDZD2
Product: PDZ domain containing 2
Exons: 24
Coding region: 255-8018 (2587 amino acids)
Molecular function (GO): protein binding
Source: RefSeq, a predicted model, not a curated record